GCUCAUGACAAGUUGGAAUUCAACCUCAGUACAAAGUUCCACUACACCACAAGAGACAACCGAAGGAUUCAGUUUUGAACCUCCAAUCUCUUGGGACGUUGAUUAUUUGGAUGGGGUUGCUUCUGCAGUGGCAGCUUCUGUGCAGUACUUGGAACAAAAUUAUGGAUCCUCAAAGACAGAAUUUGAAGAUAACACUGCCAUUGUGUUUAGAAAGAUACCACAUUUCUGAAGAGUAUGGCUUUCUUCUUCCAAAUCCUCUGAAAGAACUUCCUGAUUAUUACCAACCCUGGAUGGAAAUUGCCAACAAACUUCCUUACUUGAUCGAGAGUCACCAGCUUCGCACUUGUGUGAACAGGGUACUGCCAAGAAAUCUUGCCAUUCCCUUUGUGGAAGUCUCCAGGAUCCUGGGACUCCCUCCUAUCUUGGUCCAUGCUGAUGUGGUGCUGACGAACUGGACUAAAAAAGACCCAGGAGGACCUCUGGAAAUCAGUAACCUGGAGACCAUUGUGUCACUUCCCGGGGGAGAGAGCCUGCGUGGCUUCGUGCUGGUGACAGUUCUGGUGGAGAAAGCAGCAGUGCCUGGGAUUAAGGCCCUGGCUCAAGCCACCGGCGCCAUCCUGCAGCCCAACGAGGACGCCUUGCUUAAGGCCCUGCAGUGCCUGAGACUCUCAAUCAAAGACAUCACGAGUGCCUUGGGACAAAUGCAUGAUUAUGUAGACCCAGACAUAUUUUAUGCAGUCAUCCGGAUCUUUCUUUCUGGAUGGAAGGAUAACCCGGCGAUGCCAGUGGGCCUGGUGUAUGAAGGUGUCUCCACAGAGCCCAUGGGGUACUCUGGAGGGAGCGCGGCUCAGAGCACAGUGCUCCAUGCUUUCGAUGAGUUCCUGGGUGUCCGUCAUAGCAAAGAAAGUGCUGACUUUCUGUACAGAAUGAGGGACUACAUGCCUCCCUCACAUAAGGCCUUCCUAGAAGAAAUCCACUCGGCUCCUUCGCUGAGGGACUACGUCCUGGCCCCUGGCCAUGCCCGCUGUCUGGAAGCUUAUAACCUAUGUCUGGAGGCCCUGGUGGAGCUGCGCAGCUACCACAUCACCAUAGUGACCAAAUACCUCAUCACAGCUGCAGCCAAAGCCAGGAGCAGGAGGCCAAGCCAUCUCCCAGAACCCCCACAGGCUCUAGAAAACAGAGGCACUGGUGGGUCUGCAGUUCUGAGCUUCCUGAAGAGCGUCAGGGAUCGGACUCUGGAGGCCAUUCUCCACCCCCAGGGCCAGGGAGCCACCUUCUCCCCAGCAGGGCACAGCCCCCAGGAGGGGGUAGGUGGGCUGGACAAUGAGGGAAUGGGCUCUGCUCUGUAGAAUGCCAUGUGCUCCUUUGCUGACAGCCAUGUCUGAGAGCAGAGUUUAUGUGGCUGGAAAUACUCCUGCCCUGGCUCAUCACUGCCCAACAGCCAGCAGCUGUGGACUCUUCCCUAUUCCGAGCCCUGCAGAGCUGCUGUUUCCCACUUCCUGUGCCAGGUAAGAGAAAACCAAUCUAAAUUUCACAACCCAAACAAAAUUGCCCAUACACAGAUUGCCUUGUUGAUAGUAUUUUCAGAGGGAAAAUUCGCUUUAUUCAGUUGCUCAAGGAUUAGAACAGUGCUUUCUUUGACUCCCGACCAGCCCUCUCUCCCUGCAAGUUCUGAAUUUGGUGGCAGGAAGUGGGGAAUGCGCCAGUGGAGAUGUGUGGGGAAGAGGAUGUUGACAGUAAAAACUUGGAAGGCACGGUGAGAAAAUGAAUAGUUAAUGACGUGGGGGCCCGAGAGACUUUUUCACAUGUUGUAUAGUUUUGCAAAUUCUAUUUUAAUUCUCUUCUUUAUUUUUAGAAGAAUGUUUUGUACUCCAUACACUGGAAGUCUAUGCUUGUAAAAUGAAUUAAUUGACCCCUCAAAAAUAAAUGAGCCAACUAGGAAUGUAUAGUAAAUUUACAUGUUUAAGUGUGCAAAUAAAUGUAACUAUUUUUAUCA
Messenger RNA from Chinchilla lanigera (long-tailed chinchilla), 1996 nucleotides. It is a transcript of the gene Ido2, whose product is annotated as indoleamine 2,3-dioxygenase 2. Gene Ontology annotation, biological process: 'de novo' NAD+ biosynthetic process from L-tryptophan. The record is from RefSeq and is a predicted model, not a curated record. NCBI's taxonomy places the organism in Eukaryota, Metazoa, Chordata, Mammalia, Rodentia, Chinchillidae. Gene Ontology annotation, cellular component: cytoplasm. Gene Ontology annotation, molecular function: L-tryptophan 2,3-dioxygenase activity; heme binding; indoleamine 2,3-dioxygenase activity.